AAGUCUCUUUCUUUCUGUGCAAAGAAAUGGGGAUUAGAGAAGAAAACAAUUUGUCUUGGAAAUCAUCCUUUCUUCGAUUGAUUAAGGAAGAUGAAAUCCAAUUCAACAAAUUAGAGAUGAACUGCCAAAAGGGUAGCAAGAGAGAGUUGUUUUUUGAGGAACUGAAGAAGCAGCUAUGGCUGGCAGGACCUAUUGUGACCGUUAGUGUGUUACAGUACUUAGCACAACUGAUAUCUAUCAUGUUUGUUGGCCAUCUUGGUGAGUUAAGUCUUGCUGGUGCUUCCUUGGCAACUUCUUUUAUUACUGUCGCUGGUUAUAGUUUGCUGUUAGGGAUGUCAAGUGCAUUGGAUACAUUUUGUGGACAAGCAUAUGGAGCAAAGCAGUAUCACAUGAUGGGGAUUCACUUGCAGAGAGCAAUUGUUGUUCUUUUGCUUGUGACGAUACCAAUAGCUUUUGUCGUAGCAAACACAUCGUCGAUUUUGAUUGCUUUGGGCCAGGACGUAGAGAUAUCCAAUGAAGCCGGACAAUAUGCACAAUUCAUGAUUCCAAGCUUCUCUGCACUUGCUCUUAUUCAGUGCUUUGUCAAAUUCUUACAGAUGCAAAACAUUGUCUUCCCAAUGCUCAUUUUUUCUGGUAUUUCAACUCUGUUUCACAUCCUCCUGUGUUGGAUUCUGGUGAUUAAAACUGGCUUUGGAAAUAAAGGAGCUUCCAUGGCUACAUCAAUAUCGUAUUGGAUCAAUGCGGUGUUGUUGAUACUUUAUGUCAAGUUCUCCUCUUCAUGUGCAAAAACUUGGACUGGCUUUUCAAAGGAGGCUCUACAUGGAACCUACAGUUUUCUUAGGCUUGCAAUUCCUUCUGCUGUUAUGGUGUGCUUGGAAAUGUGGUCGUACGACAUGGUAGUUCUCAUAUCUGGUCUGCUUCCUAAUCCAAAAUUACAAACUUCUGUACUUUCUACAUGCCUCAGCACAGAAAUAGUUUUCUUUAUGAUCCCAUACGGCCUCAGUGGUGCUGUGAGCACUCGAGUCUCGAAUGAAUUGGGAGCGGGGCGUGCUAACGCUGCACGAUUGGCAGCAUAUGUUGUUUUGGCCAUGGCAAUAUCCGAGGGAAUUUUGUGUGUUAUCGUCUUUAUGCUGCUACGCAACAUUUGGGGUUACACAUAUAGCAAUGAAAUAGAAGUAGUUGAAUAUGUGGCAAGAAUGAUUCCAUUUCUUUCCAUGUCUAUUUUCCUAGAUGGUCUCCAAUGUGUUCUUUCAGGGGUUGCUAGAGGGUGUGGUUGGCAGAAAAUUGGUGCCUAUAUCAACCUUGGAUCUUAUUAUUUAGUGGGUAUUCCAUCAGCAAUCUUGUUUGGUUUUGGAUUCAACCUCGGCGGGAAGGGUCUUUGGCUUGGGAUCAUAUGUGCAAUUGUUGUGCAAGGUGUGGCUCUUUUUAUCGUUACGAUUCGCACUAACUGGGAACAAGAAGCCAGGAAAGCUACAGACACAGUUCACGGAGAAGCUACAGUGGAUAUGGUGCCGUGACACAAAUUUCUGCAUUUCUUCAUUCAACAACUCUCUGCCUAUCAACCUAUUAAUAUUGGAGAUGAUUCCAUCAAAGUAGCACCAGAAAGUCAAGAAUAAAUGUAGUUGAUCACGACCUUCUUGUCUAGCUACACUUAAUAGUUUUGGUUGACAAAAUUUUGUCUUCCGUUGUUUGUUCCCAAAUUGUCUUUUGAUGUUUAAAUAUGGUGAUAUGUGAAACAAAGCACCAUAGAUUCUAUUCUGAGUCGAUUAUUGAGAAAUACAAGAGUAGGUCAAUUUAAUGUUUU
Messenger RNA from Tripterygium wilfordii, 1804 nucleotides. RefSeq names its product protein DETOXIFICATION 16-like. The coding region runs from base 27 to 1517 and encodes 496 amino acids. Gene Ontology annotation, biological process: xenobiotic detoxification by transmembrane export across the plasma membrane. The record is from RefSeq and is a predicted model, not a curated record. NCBI's taxonomy places the organism in Eukaryota, Viridiplantae, Streptophyta, Magnoliopsida, Celastrales, Celastraceae. Gene Ontology annotation, molecular function: antiporter activity; xenobiotic transmembrane transporter activity. The transcript is spliced from 8 exons. Gene Ontology annotation, cellular component: membrane.